Messenger RNA from Aspergillus wentii DTO 134E9, 571 nucleotides. RefSeq lists its product as uncharacterized. Lineage: Eukaryota; Fungi; Ascomycota; Eurotiomycetes; Eurotiales; Aspergillaceae. The record is from RefSeq and is a predicted model, not a curated record. The transcript has a single exon. Bases 201 to 503 code for a protein of 100 amino acids.
UUCCGGCCAUUUCCCUUCCAGGUCGCUUUGGAAUGCCUACAACGUCAAUGGCACUUGUAUAGUUUGUGCCAACAAAAGUUUGCGAUGUCUGAGUUGCUCCGAAUUUGACAGACAAAUUUACUAGAGGAGCCCUCGACCUUUUUUUUCCUUUUUUCAUCAUUUUUUGGGAGUCCCUUGGUAUUGUAUAAAGGAGGCAAGCAAUGUUCUCUAUUUGGGGAGAAUUUCGGCGCAGCCUUUACUUUUUCCUUGUUUUGUUCUUUUCACGGAAGGUAUACGACUUUUCUCUUUCCAUGUUUUUAUGUAUGUCAUUUUCAUUUUUCUUUUCCCUCGAACAUUGGCGUUUUGCAGAGGUCGGAUCACGGAAAUUGGCAGUCAAGGGGUCCGGCUGGUUGGCAAACGGUCUGCGGGUUACUUGCAUGAAAAAUCUGUGCCCUCGUCUUCUAGCGCUGCGAUAUCUGUUGUUUUUUGUUUUGUCCUUAUAUGGAUUCUUUGGAGAUUUCUGACAUCCCCCUGGAUUUGCUGUUGCAUCUCAAACUCGUUUGCCAUGUUGUUGUGUCGGUUCGGUCCAUAU